AAGAGCUGAUGACCUUGUACGCUGUAUCUGUGUCAGUCAACUUCCUUGUCUCACUUUCUCUUCUUCUUGGAGUUAAACUGGAGAAAAAGCUGCUUCUGGUCCCCUGGGUGGUUUGGACAGCUUUAAACCUUGUAAUAUCUCAAGCAGUAGUUCUCUACGCUCCUGAUAGAACAACUUCGACGAUCCCAGACAUCUUCUCUACGGCCAUCAUGGUGUACUGCAUGCUUUGCGUGAUCUCUUACUACCAAGUUCUAUCCGACCCUCCACCCCAUCCUGCCACCCUACUCCUAGAUGAGACGGAGAACACCUAUCCAACCAGCUUCUCCGCUGACAGGGACUGUGGUAGUUUCCCUAGCUGUCAAUCCAUUCAUCCGCCUCGCAGUCCUCCGCUCAGGGUUGCGCUGCCACCCACUCCGCCGCCAGCCUACUCCUCUGACAACCCUCCAAUUUAUGAUCCGCCUCCGCCAUAUCCUGGUUCACCAGAGGAGAAAACUAUUAUGGACGGGUUUGAAGCUGAUGAAAUCCUUGAAGUGAACACUGAAGCUGAUCCAGAGCUAGGAUCUACUCAGCUUAACCCCGACCCUGAGCAGGGUCUGAUCAGGAUAACGGAGCAGGAAACUGAAACUAGGGCUCCCCUCAACCAGGUCCCGGAGAAAAACUGAAUCACUUUUAGGGUCGUAUUGUAGAUAAUUCAGUAAACACGAAAACAGAGAUACGAGGAUGUAGGAAAUAAAAAUAAAGAAGUAUGAAUAGAGGAUACAAGGACAUGGAUACAAGGAUACAAGAUUACAAGAAUACAAGGAUACAAGGAUGCAAGGAUACAAAAUUACAAAGAUAAAAGGAUAUACAAGGAUAAAGGAUACAAGGAUUAAAAACGAAAUCUAAUAAUGGUUCAAAAAUAGACACAAAAAAAUGAAGCAAAUGUACAUUUAAUAUAAUUACUUAAGGGUGUUAAGGGAUGUAGUUAUAACAAAACUAGAAAAAGGGGACAUGAGGAAUUUCGAAUGAAGUGAUUCAAAGAUACAAAAGGAUCUACUGAUUAUAAAGAAUCCAUUAGUUCAAGGAUACAAGGAUGUAAUCAUUCAAGAUACAAGGGUUUCAAGUAAUUACAAGAACGAGUCUUAUCUUUAAGAUUGAAACUAUAUUCUAUAUUCAUAUGUAGGUAUAGCGCACUCAAUUUAAUGGAUUUCUCCUUAUGAUCCACAAUUUAAGGAAUUUCUCCUUUUGCCCCAAAAUUUAAUGGUUUUCUCCUUAUGCUCCACAAUUUAAUGGUUUUCUCCUUAUGCUCCACAAUUUAAUGGUUUUCUCCUCAUGCUUCACAAUUUAAUGGUUUUCUCCUUAUGCUCCACAAUUUAAUGGUUUUCUCCUUAUGCUCUACAAUUUAAUGGUUUUCUCCUUAUGCUUCACAAUUUUAUGGUUUUCUCCUUAUGCUCCAUAAUUUACUGGUUUUCUCCUUAUUAUCCACAAUUAAAUGGUUUUCUCCUUAUGCUCCACAAUUUAAUGGUUUUCUCCUUAUGCUCCACAAUUUUAUGGUUUUCUCGAUCCUUUUGCAACACAACUUAAUGGUAAUCUCCCUAUGCUCCAUAAUUUACUGGUUUUCUCCUUAUUAUCCACAAUUAAAUGGUUUUCUCCUUAUGCUCCUCAAUAUGAUGGUUUUCUCCUCAAACUCCAACCUUUAUGGUUCAUAUCUUACGCUCCCCAAUUUUAUUGCUUUCUCCUCCUGCUCCAUCCACAAUUUAAUGGUUUUCUCCUUAUGCUCAACAAUUUAACGAUUUUCUCUUUACGCUCCACAAUGUUAUUGCUUUCUCCUCAAGCUCCACAGUUUAAUGGUUUUCUCCUUACGCUUUACAAUUUAAUAUGUUUCUCCUUAUGCUCCACAAUAAAAAUGUUUUCUGGUUUUCUUCUUAUGCUCCAAAUUUUAAUGGUUUUCUCCUUAUGCUCCACA
Messenger RNA from Eurytemora carolleeae, 1945 nucleotides. RefSeq lists its product as uncharacterized. Lineage: Eukaryota; Metazoa; Arthropoda; Copepoda; Calanoida; Temoridae. Bases 9 to 662 code for a protein of 217 amino acids. The transcript is spliced from 4 exons. The record is from RefSeq and is a predicted model, not a curated record.